UUUUGUGAGUCGAAGGAGAGACAUCAGCGUAUCAGUGCGCAGGCAACUACAGUAUUCUCGACACGUUGUUUUCUAUUUGUGGAUAUUUUAUCAAAUUGUUUCGAUAAAGAGGACAUAUAUACACUGACAAGUGACCCACAGAGCAGUCUCAGUGCUGUCGCUUUAAAGCGAACACCUCCCCCUCCCCUUCAUCUUGGAGCCCCCCCACCCACCCAAUCACGGAGAUAACAUGGACAGAUUCUAUGACCAGCAAGUCCCAUUUAUGAUCCCACCCAGUCACAAAUCCCAUGUGGAGGAAGUGGCGCACAACAGGCCUCUGAACGAUAGGAAAAGGAAAUUUAUUGACACGGAACUCGCCCAGGACACGGAAGAACUCUUCCAAGACCUAAGUCAGCUCCAAGAGAUCUGGAUCGCAGAAGCCCAGGUGCCUGAUGACGAACAGUUUGUCCCAGAUUUCCAGUCAGAUAACUUGAUGUUUCAUGGCCCGCCACCAGCCAAGAUCAAACGAGAGCUGACUCCUUCCAAAGAGCUUUCUCCUUGCCACCUAGACAGAAGUCCCAUGCCCUACGGAGAGAAGUGCCUUUACAGCUACAGUGCCUGCGACAGGAAGCCCACUCCUGGAUUCAAGCCAUUAACUCCCCCCUCCACACCAGUCUCUCCUUGUGGCCCCACCAGCACAGCAGUAACCCACCCACUGAGUGAGCAGACCCCCUCUCCCCACUCCCAUGUAGCCAACCCAACCCCAGGGGGACGUCCAGUGCACAUCCAACAGUCUAUAGCAGCCAGCACAGGCCCUCCCAACCAGCAGGCCCUUCCAGUCAACAGCCACAGCCCACCCUUCGCUGUGCCCUGUGCUCCCAUCAGCCAGGAUGCCAACAGCUUCACACCUGAGCACAGAUUUCAGAGGCAGAUGUCAGAACCAUGUUUACUUUUCCCCCCAUCUGAGAGUCAAGGCCGCCCCCAGUUCUUGCCCCAGCCUCCCAGCAGCAGCAGCAGCACCAAUAGCCUGCCACGUGAUGGCCGGCCACCAUACCACAGGCAGAUGUCAGAGCCAUUGGUGGCUGUGCCUCCCCAGGGUUUCAAGCAAGAGCUCAUCGACCCACGAUACACCGAGCAGGGUGUCCCCGCCAUGGGACCCCCAGGUCCACCCCCAGGCCCUCCACGUCAGGCAGCUUUCCACCCCAUGGCCAUCAAGCAGGAGCCUAGAGACUUCUGCUUUGAUUCUGAAGUGCCUAACUGUCAGUCAUCAUUUGGGAGAGCAGGGAGCUUCUACCAAAAUAACCAUGACAGUUUCUCCUUUGACAGAGAUGCUCAGCUAUACUUUGAUGAUACAUGCGUGGUUCCUGAAAGAUUCGAAGGUAAAGUAAAGCAGGAACCAUCAGUUUAUCGUGAUGGACCUCCUUACCAGCGCCGUGGCUCCCUGCAGCUCUGGCAGUUCCUGGUCACUUUAUUGGACGAUCCAGCCAACGGACACUUCAUAGCCUGGACUGGCCGUGGGAUGGAAUUCAAGCUCAUUGAGCCCGAGGAGGUGGCUCGUCGCUGGGGCAUCCAAAAGAACAGGCCUGCCAUGAACUAUGACAAGCUGAGUCGCUCACUGCGUUAUUACUACGAGAAGGGCAUCAUGCAGAAGGUAAAGGUGGCUGGUGAGCGGUAUGUGUACAAGUUCGUGUGUGACCCCGAGGCUCUGUUUUCCAUGGCUUUCCCCGACAACCAGAGGCCCAGCCUGAAGGCCGACCCAGACAGCCUGCCGGGGCUAGACGAUGACACCAUGCCCCUUACCCACUACGACGAAACUGCUCCCUACCUGCUGGAUGGCGGGGAGCAGUGUGUGGCAGGCCUGCCCUUUUCAGAUGGCUAUGGCUACUAAACGAGCAGCACUGGGGGGGCAAGUCCCCCAACACACAACACACAUGUACAUGCAAACACUCCCAAUAAGUCUCUCUGUGCCCACUCUUUAGAAUCCAGAGCUGGAACUGCCAAGCUACUUGGAUCAACAACCUGGCACUCUGCUCAUUCUUGGUUUCCUCUCCUGCUCCCUGGAAAAUAGAACUCUGUUGGCUCCCCGGCUGAGAAUGGAGGGGCUGGGGGGGGGGCCUGUGAGGCUCCCCUACUGCACCAUAAGAGAGAGAGAGAAGAGACGGUUGUAAAACCAAUGAGGGUGAACUGGACCGGGUCACUCCGCAGGGGGGGCUGCUGUUGCUGUGGAGACCAAAUUAAGCACAGCCACAACCAGCCAAUUUUAAGUGGACUGAUAGACCCCACCCCCUACCCCUCCUUUUGUAAGAGACUGGGCGGAGAAAAAAGUUACACUUCUGAUUUUGUGACAAUCUGCUUUUCUUAAAAAAUCACAUAAACACCAGAGUGAAAACAUGACAAAUCUAAUGAGAUAUUCUAAAUGCACCACUACUUAAUAGUUGCCUUUAUGGUCCCCCAACUAUUCAUGUCACUACAUUUGCCCCAUGAGAUCCGUGAAAGGGCUUCAAUUUGCAUAAAAACGGAUUGACAAAAAAGACAAAGAGCAUUAUGUUAAACACAUCUCUGUAGAUAAGACAACCUCGUUUGUUUGGGUUUUGGUUGUUGUUUUUUUUUAUUUUUAUGUGCCAGCUGUUUUAUGAUUCUAUCCAGACUUCAGAGACCCAGAGCUCUCAGGUUGUUUCUGGGGCGUUGCUGUAUUUCAGGCUAGUUGGUUGGGCUGCUCUCUCGUGUAAAUGUUCUUUAACUGUUCUGCCCGUGUAAGAGAUUGUAUCUGCUUCCCUUUAAAGACUGCACCCCACAGUAAGAGCCUACAGUCUAUACAGUACACUCCUCAUGUCCUUUCAUCACUGCUGGGUCUGUAUUGCUCAAACUUUAGCAUAACACUCCCAUCUCUUGUUUUUUUUUUUUUUUUUUUUUCUUCAGUUUUUUUAAAUGGACACAUA
This is a messenger RNA of Archocentrus centrarchus (flier cichlid), 2918 nucleotides long. RefSeq names its product ETS variant transcription factor 5a (gene etv5a). Gene Ontology annotation, molecular function: sequence-specific DNA binding; DNA-binding transcription factor activity, RNA polymerase II-specific. Gene Ontology annotation, biological process: regulation of transcription by RNA polymerase II; cell differentiation. NCBI's taxonomy places the organism in Eukaryota, Metazoa, Chordata, Actinopteri, Cichliformes, Cichlidae. The coding region runs from base 230 to 1867 and encodes 545 amino acids. Gene Ontology annotation, cellular component: nucleus. The transcript is spliced from 13 exons. The record is from RefSeq and is a predicted model, not a curated record.